UUCUCGGUCAAAAAAGAAGCAUUUAGACCCUAUGUUUGCUUCUUUUUCAUUACAAUCUGUGCCUUCACUACUUCAAAUUAGUAUUUCAUCCAGAGAGUCAGUAACUGCAUCAUGGAGAUGAAUUUGAACUCUUGUUCCUAUGAAAAUCCUGCACAAGCUGAGGAUAGGGUAGAAGAAAUCAUGCACUUUGACGAGUCUCUCAAGGAGCUAAGGGCGCUGCGGUCUCAGCUUCACGACGCUGCAGAGUAUUGUGAAGCAACAUUCCUGAACAGCAAAGAGAGAAGCAUUGUGGUGGAAAAUACAAAGGACUACAUACGCAAGACAAUGGUCACUGUUGUUGAUCAUCUUGGAAAUGUCUCAGCUAAACUUGAUGGCCUUAUUUCUCAGACAAAUGCGUUUUCUGAAGCUGAGUCACGAGUCCAAUGCCUCAAACAAAGACUCCUCUCAUGCGAACAAUAUGCUCAUACAACUGGUCUUUCAAAAAUGCAAUUUUGCGACAACGUGAAAAGGUAUCAUAAACGUUAUCUAUCAUCACCACCUUCACUUGAGAGAUCAAACAAAGACAAAUUAAGAGAUUCUGAAAGUCAAAAUCCACCAAAGAGUGAAGAAAAACAUGUACCAGAGGCUCUUGUGGAUUUGCCACUUUUUAUGUAUACUUGCAAACCAUGCCCAGCUUCUAAAUUGAAGCAAACAACCGCUUCAAAUAAGGGGCAUCACAACUUGGCCACGGUGGUACCUGUUCAGGAUGGUUUAGAAGUCUUAACAAAAGUUCCAAAUUCCUCAUUUCAUUUCCAUAGUACCCAGAAGGUUGGACGCCACAGGAGAUCCUCGCAUGGUAGUGACCUCUUAUGGCGCAUGCGACGUUCUAGACGAAUCCAGUGAAAGACUUGACACCAUAUUCACCUGUUAGUUCCUUAAGGGAAAUGUUAUUCUUUUCUUUUUUUUGGUCCUUGUAAGUUGUAUCACAAACAUUUCCUGCUCUUCUUCACGUAUGACAAUGCAGUGUUAAUUAAAGUGUCUUAUGUAGUAAGCAAAUAUUUGUAUAAUUGUGGUGUGAUUCUGGAAUAGUGCGAUAUUUUAACUACAAAAUAGGGUAAAUAAAUAUCUUCAC
This is a messenger RNA of Arachis stenosperma, 1111 nucleotides long. RefSeq names its product probable protein ABIL5. The record is from RefSeq and is a predicted model, not a curated record. Lineage: Eukaryota; Viridiplantae; Streptophyta; Magnoliopsida; Fabales; Fabaceae. The coding region runs from base 112 to 882 and encodes 256 amino acids. The transcript has 8 exons.